This is a messenger RNA of Onychomys torridus (southern grasshopper mouse), 6908 nucleotides long. RefSeq names its product NCK associated protein 5 (gene Nckap5). NCBI's taxonomy places the organism in Eukaryota, Metazoa, Chordata, Mammalia, Rodentia, Cricetidae. The transcript is spliced from 17 exons. The record is from RefSeq and is a predicted model, not a curated record. Gene Ontology annotation, cellular component: microtubule plus-end. Bases 436 to 6159 code for a protein of 1907 amino acids. Gene Ontology annotation, biological process: microtubule depolymerization; microtubule bundle formation.
GGCUCCCCAAGGCAGAAGAGUCGUCGGAAAGGGGAGCUACCUCUCCCGCUAGCCUCCAACCAGAGAUGACACCUGGAUCCCCAGCUUAAAAGACACCGAGGAGGGAAGCCUGUGUGGGAGGGUGUGAGUUUUUCUCUCAUUGCCUGUGGAAGCUGAGUGUUGGCCGGAUGCCCAGUGUGGUACUGCAUUCAAACACCCACAGAACACAGGCGUGUUUGUUAAGCAAGCCAGUGAUCAAAAACUCCUACAGGAAGAUCCGAGAACCCCCAAGAGCCCUCCUGGAUAGCACUAGGACUUUGGAUGGAGUGAGACAGAACCCUCACGCUGGCUGAAGGUGGCAGAGCAUCCAGCUGGCCCGUCUACUAUGCCUUUUAGUAGCUGUGGAGACAGACGGGGGAUUCUUAUAAAUUGCAAAGGAAAAUACAUCACUCACCCAUGGAGGGGAAGAAGCAACUGUGUAAAAGGGACUUUGGCAAGAGACUCUCUCUGGACAGCAGUCUUGUGGAAUACAUGGACUCGAAUAAGUGCAUUGAGCAUCUGCUGACACAGCUCAGGGAGCAACACCGAAGUCUCUGGCGGGAGAAGUUGGCUGUGGCCAGGCUGCAGAGAGAAGUUGCCCAAAGGACAAACCAAGGGGCCAUGCAUGAGAAGCUGAUACAUGAGUUGGAAGAGGAGCGACAUUUACGGCUACAGAGUGAGGAGCGCUUGAGGGAGGUGACCCUGGAGUCAGAGCGCAACAGGAUCCAGAUGCGAGGCCUGCAGCAGCAGUUUUCCAGGAUGGAGGAAACUGUCCGAAGUCUGUUGCAGAGCCAAGGGUCUCCAGAGCAGAAAAGGGAAGAACCUGCCAAGAUCGCGACCUACCAGGAAAGAGUGUCUGAGGAAGAGAGAAAACACCAAGAAACGCUGGGGGAUCUCCAUGCAGCAGUCGACGAAGACUCAAGAAGUGCCGAGGAGGGAAAAGAGAACACCAGGCUGCUCUUCAAGAGACUGAAGGCUCUGGAGGCGGAGAAUUCAGCACUGGCGCUGGAAAAUGAGAAUCAAAGAGAACAGUAUGAGAGAUGUCUUGAUGAGGUAGCCAACCAAGUUGUUCGAGCUCUACUCACUCAAAAGGAUCUGAGGGAGGAGUGUGUAAAGUUGAAAACCAGAGUGUUUGACUUGGAACAACAGAACCGAGCGCUUAGCAUCCUGUUCCAACAGCGAGUCAGACCAGCUUCUGAUGUCUUCCUCCAGGAACACCUCCAGAAUGCCAAAUCAGGAACCCCCACCUUGAAACACUCUGGCUCGGGGUUAGUCAUCCCUGAUCACCUCUGUCCUCGAAACAGCUGCAGCAGCAGUGAGCUGUCCCUGUCCAGCACCUGCAGCGAGUACUCCAGUGGUUCCUCCUACACGUGGCAGGACAGGAAGCUCCUUGGGAAAAGGCAAUCAUCACAGAACUGGGAUAAAAGAUGGAAUAUCGAUUCUUCGCUCCCCAGUGGCUUUGCCAGCCCUGCAGAUGAACUACCUCCAACCCGUAUCAAAGAAAGUCACAUUUUGGAAGGGCUAAGGAAGCUCCAGAAGCGGAAAGUGUUACUGGAACCACCGUCGGUGAUAACCAAGUGGGGUUAUAAGGACUGCAUGAACUCCAAUGAAGGGAUCUAUUCUCCAGGAAUUAAAAAUAGCCACCUCAAGGAGUCUCCCUCCUACCAACCGCCCAGCCUGGGGAUCCCCUGCAAGGACCUCCUCCAUCAUCCCUUCACCUAUGAUGCAAAUUCCCAUGAGAAUACAGAUGAGGACUCCCCACCCUCAGCUUUGGUGCAAGCAGCUCCCAGCCAGGGCCACAGGAUGCAGGGCAGUAAAUUAACCCACAGUGUUUCAGACAGCCUAUUUAGCUGGGAGCCACAUGGAAAAUACUUUUCAGAAGGUACAGCCUCGGUGUAUACCAGAGAAAUGCCCGAAAGGCUAGUUCGUUGUGCUAGCCACUGUCCCUUGGAGAGGAAGCUAUGCCCCAGCAUGCACCAGCCCUGGGUGCAGAGGGACAGGGACCCACAUGGCCGUGGUCAUGGCCGCGUGGCCCUGACCCUUCAGCUUUCAGACACUGAUGACUGUGACACCCUAAAUGAGCUGCACAUAGAGAGCAGUGACGAGAGAAGCGCUUCAGACCUGUCACUGACAGGGGACACUGACAAGUCCAUGGAGAACCUCGAUGUGGGAUCAGGAAAGUCUGAAUGUGGCUUUCGUGAUGUGGAGGAAGAAGAAUGUCUCUCCCACUUAGAGACGAAGCCAAAGACCUUUGGUUUCAUCAGGCAGCAAAGGGUUGUCAAGAGGACCUCCUCGGAAGAAUGUGUCACGGUCGUGUUUGAUGCAGAAAAUGGAGAGCCCGUUGAAUUCAGCUCCCAUCAGACUGGAGUUGUCACUGUGACCAGGGAUGAAAUUUCCAUAGACCCAACCCCUGCUGGGCCCUCAGAACUCACUCAACUUUCACCUCAGGGAAUUACUCAUUUACAGCCGGGAGCUACUGCAAGAGACUAUCCUUUUCAGAAGAGACCUGAAGAGGAGACUGAGAAAAACAUUCCAAAAGACGAGAACAGUAUUCCCACAGCUCUGACAGACUCCUUUGGCUCUCGGACUAUAGUAACUCAGAAUUCCCCACGACCAGUACUCACCAAACCAACACAAGGUGGAGCCUGGCAGAAUAAUUCUAGACCUGGGACAAACACAGGUGUCUAUGCAAAACAAGGUCUGACGAAAAUUCCUUUCAGAGCCAAGUCUUCACCUCAGAAAUCAAAACUGGUGGAGCCUGUGCCAGCCAUGCUAGUCCCCUCCAGUGCCCUAGUGACUCUUGAAAAGACACCAGCAUCCCCUCAAGGGAAACUUCCACAAUGUACAAAGAUGCAGAGCCCUGGUUCUUUCCGUGAUGUACAACCAGAAUCACACAUUCCAAAACACCCCACCCAGCUUCCUCAUGUCCCCAAUAAUGUUUCCAGUAAGAAGAAUUGGGUUCAAUGUCCCAAGAGUCAGGCUCCAGAGAUCCAGUCACAGCAUCUCAUGGGGAAUGGUGACUAUGGUGAAUCCCCCAUGAAGGCCAAACGCUGUGGCUCUGGGCCAGAGUCAAGAGUGAGGUCUCCCUCCCCUCCACCCCCUCCAGGAAGGUCAGUCUCCCUCCUGGUCAGACCCAGUCAUGAUUGUACCCCACUGCCAUCACCUGCCAAACCUGAGACUAGGGUCCCCAGGGACGCUCUAAGUGCAGGGUUGAAAUCUCCACUGUUGAAAGGAUCCUCUGUUCCUGUCAUCUCCUCCAGUCCAGCUGUGCCAGAACUGCAGAAGAAGAAACCUUCUUUGGCCUCCAAAAGGCCUGCCUUCCCUCCAGCUCUCCCUCCUACAGAUGCAGUGGUGCAUACCCAAUACCCUGAGCACACAUCCUCCAGCUCAUUUGCUGUGAUGGCUCCAGGGCCUCCAAAGGUCUCUCCAAAGAGAGGCAUCUCCAAAUAUCCCCCUCACCAAACACUUGGAACCACACACAUGGACACUGAGUUACAGACACCCAAGACUUGUCUUUCAACCUAUGAACUCCUAGAGGUAGCAUCCUCUAAAAGCCUGUCUCCAGGGAGAAAAGGACAGUUGAGUGACAGAUCUAUGAUACCCCACAGGCCUUCCUUCUCAGGGGCAAAUGAGUCCUUGACACCUCAGGUUAACACUUCCUCCCCAUCUUCCUCAUCCUGCAGAAGCCAGGGUGCAUCACAAAGCCUUCAAAACCCUCCAGAGAAAGGACCGAAAACACGCCUCCCAGUUGGACUCAAAGUUCUCAUGAAGUCUCCUCAGUUGCUCAGGAAAACGUCCGUGGUGCCAGGGAAACAAGAGAAAGAUAGUUUAAAUGAAGCGUCUAGAAGUUCUGUGACUUUGAACAAGUCUAAUCCCAAGGACUCCAGAGACCCAGCAAGUCUGGAGGCCUCAGGAGAGGCGAGAACAAUGGCCUUGCUAGGUCCACAAGGUCCGGAAAGUUUAGCUAGAGAGCUUCCUUUAGAGUCAACAUUGCCAGAGUCAUUGGAAAGCAGCAUCUCCAGAGCUGACGGAAGAGAUGGGGUGGAGAGCAGAUCUGUGAAAAGAUCCUUCUCCUCCAGCAAGCCACACCUAAAGCCAGCUCUAGGCAUGAACGGAGCCAAAGCUCGGAGUCAGAGCUUCAGUAUCCAUUUGGCAGAGAAGUCCUCCCAGCCCCCAACAGAAGGACCAGGCAAGAUUCGAACUCAGAUCAUUACCAACACGGCUGAGAGAGGCAAUUCCCUCACCAGGCAGAACAUCUCCAUGGAAGGGUCCCCAAGCAAGACCUCCUCUGUCUCCACAUCUGACAGUCUUCCCAAUGUGGGAAGGCCCCUGGAACAGUCCUUUUCCAGGCAGGGUUCCCUCUACAGCACAGGAGGUUCUAGCAGCCAGCAGGGAAGCCCAAGUAAGUUACCUUUGAGGAUGCUCACAAGGCCGGAAGAACUCCCCACCCCUGCAGUGGGAGACCAACAGAUCUAUACCCAGGAAGAAUGUCCUGGGGUGGAUGUAGUACGGGAGCAAUCUAGCAGUGACCACCACAGGCAUCCAUCCACCCCACCAGACUGCCCUCAAUCCCUACACAUCCCAGGGAGGAUGCAGCGUCCAGGCAAUUUAGAAACAAAUGUGAUAUCCAAGCUAGAAACUUCUGGAUGCCAUCCAGAGGCUUCUCCCACCGGGCCUGGUAUCAUGAGCCCAGAAGCCCCCCUCACACCCUCCAUUGAAGAAAAGGUCAUGUUGUGCAUUCAGGAGAAUGUGGAAAAAGGCCAAGUACAGACAAAGUCCGCCUCUGUGGAAGUGAAGCCCAGGGCAGGGCCUUCGUUCACCAGCUGGUUUGGUUUUCGGAAGAGCAGGCUUCCAGCUCUCAGUAGCAAGAGAAUGGAGACCUCCAAAAGUAAAGUGGAAAAGAAAGAUACAAAGCUGAAAUCGGAGAGGAAAAAAGAAAAGAAGAAAGCUGAGGUACAAUCCAAGCUAGAAAGCGAAUUGAAUAGGGGCACCAAGGUGGCAGAUGGUCGGAGUUCAGAUGGUGGUUCUCGAACCACCCAUAAUCUGAAAGCAUCACAAGACAUUUAUAAUGAAAUGAAGUUGGAGCCAAGAAAUAGACCCAGCCCAGCUGUGUGCUCAACAAAAGAUUCCUUCAUGACAGAACUUCUAAACAGAGUUGAUAAGAAAGCGGCUCUCCAGACAGAAAGUGGAUCAAAGGGUGUUUCCUGCAGGAGCGUGUUAGAGGGCACCUCCCAGGGCUCCUGUUUCGCCAGCAGCUCUGUCAGCACUCAAGGAAGUCAAAAGAAAAACAUCAAAACCAAAGUCGAUAUGGAAAAACCAAGCGAAUCCCUGGGGGCAGAGGUCGACGAAGAAGAUGAACGAGAGGAUGAAGAAGAUGGAGUUGCUGACUCUGCGCUUCAGAGCCACGUGAUAGAAUCAAACUGCCAGAUGAGAACCUUGGACAGUGGGAUUGGAACUUUCCCUCUCCCAGACUCAGGAAACCGCUCAAUGGGAAGAUACCUAUGCCAGCCCGGCUCCCCAGAGGUCACUGAGCCCCUCCCACCUCUCCAGCCAGCCCCUUCCGUAGCUUCCUCUGCUAGAGCCCAAACCCUGGAACGUGAAGUGCCUUCCUCCACAGACAGCCAGAACUCCGCUGAGUCCACCAUCAUCCAUUCCAUAUCUGACCCCAGCAUGAUUGCCAGAGGGAUGCAUCUGCAGAGUCACCAUCCCAAGCCCACCUCCUCAGGAAAAACCAGUUUCCAAAAGCAGAAUGAAGCAGAGUCAGAGACCCAGACUGGCCCAUCAUUUGACUAUGAUGAGGAUGCAGUGGCAAGUGAGCCCCUUUCAGGAUGGAGGGGUGAAGAUGCUACCAAUGAGACCCAGGAACUGAAACAAGUUGAAGAAACAAAAGAAGAUCCUGAGAAUAGAUUAUCUGAAAUUUCCCCAGAGUCGUUCGAUACAUUUAACAGCAAUACUGUGAUUUUAUUAGAGACAGAGAAGUCUCCAAGCUCGGUUAAAGAACAGGAAGAGGAGAAAGGCGGCAAGACAGAUGCGCCAUCGAGUGCCCUGGCCAAGCCUGGGGUGGACAACGUGGAGUCUCUCAGCGACUCUCUGUAUGACAGCUUCUCCUCCUGUGCAAGUCAAGGUUCCAAUGAUGCCUAGGGGAGCACCCCUCAGUGAGACCUGAGCACGGAGCUGGGGGUGCAGGGAGCACUAGCUCCAGAGAAGCUGAAGGCAGCCAACACACACGAGUCUACUCCCCUAGUGGACUGAUCAAGAUCGCCGCGACUCACUGUGUCUCAUGAGGAUUAAAAGCAAAAUAUGAUAGAGAAUUCUCAAUGUUUGCACUUUUUUUUGAGUAUUUGUAUAAAAGCUGUAAAUUUAGGGGAAAGAGAAAUUAUAUUUCUAGGGGGAGAAAGAUAGCAAUAAAAAGAGUUGGUGCCAUGCUCUUGAAAUGAUGUAUUAAGUUUUAGAAGUUGAUAAUAUAUUUUUUAAAAAACUCCAACUAAGGAUUUUGUGAAGUUAAUCAUCCUGGUCGUCAAAUUAUUUGUGUAUACACUGUGUCAAUCUGAACAUGGGGCCUGCAGAGGGCUGGGGUAGCCACUGUCUCUCAGAGUCUCAUUUGAUUGAAAAUUUGAAUCGUGGUCCAGUUUCCAGAUUGUCACUGGGAAGACUUCGUUGUGAUGCCAUCCAUCGGUAGUGCUUCUGCUGUGUGCAGAAGGGGGCAAGUCUCAGCAGGCCUCACCCCCAGCAUCCUCCAUCUUCCCCUUUGUACUUCUGUACAAUUCUGAGUGUUUGCUGACUUUUUUAUCUCCCCACUUUUUUAAAUUAAAAUCUGGGUACUCUAUUUGACAUAUCCACUUUAUAAAAAUAAAUGAAUGAUUGGUGCUAUAAAAAUUUCUUACUUUUUA